Messenger RNA from Spirometra erinaceieuropaei, 7401 nucleotides. Lineage: Eukaryota; Metazoa; Platyhelminthes; Cestoda; Diphyllobothriidea; Diphyllobothriidae. The record is from the annotation of a GenBank genome assembly.
AUGGAGCAACGACCAAAGGCUUCGGACGCCCUUCCCGUGCGUCGCACCAAAUUUUCGGACAUUUCUCAGCUUCCAAAAGAUUACAGGUUUGUGUUGUUUAGCUCUCCCGCCAGGCUUACCGUUACUUCGUAGGCUGUUCAUAUAAACCAUACUUCUUAUCAUGGUCGGUGGUACUUAUAUCUGAUACGACCGUGACCCUGCCUGACCUAGCUGACCUCGAUGAUGUCACAACUCCACUCUCGACAGUCUGUAGUAGCUGGUUUGGAGAGCACGUCCCGAUUUCUUCCCCAACGACGUAAACUAUAGACAGACACGCGGAAGGAUUGAUUAUGCGGGUCAUUUGUUCACAGGAGUCUUUAUUGCAUUAGCAAUACCUGUUUGGUUUAUGGACACUCCCUCAGGGUUGUGAAAACCGUAUGAAUUGCAUCGAUUCGGGGCACAAUGUCGUCUUUACUGUCAAUUCGGUAUAAAAUUCGUUCAGAAGUAUUUAAAACUAUCCGCUGCUUGAGGCUGACAAUCAUUAAUCCCGGGGGAUCUCUGCACUCAGAAAUUCGGCUUGACAAAACGUUGGUUUCUUCAGGGUUUAUGGAUAAACAGACCGAUUUCCGUCAACUACCAUUUAGUUCUACUAUACAUCGAAUAAACUCACACAGGAAGGACGCUUCGGCGAAGUCAACAAAGCGUGUAACUUUCGGCUGCUGAUAACUGGUGGGAUUCAGGAAUAUGUUGCAGUGGCGGUGCGGUCCAUGUACAACUCGGGAUGCAGCAUAGCUGGGUCAAGUUCUAGAUUCGUGGACACCCCGAAACAACUGGAGAACGACAAUGGCAGGGACCUUUGCGGAAACGUAGCAGAAACCCGACAUUUUUCGUGCUUUGUCCGGUGUUAACGAGCUCUGGUCAUCAGGAACCAACUCGUUUCCUUAUCUUUGCUCGCUCAGCUCGUGAGACCAGUGCACAAGGAUAUUGGCACAAGACUGAUUGACCUCAUCGAGGAUGUCUUCCUCUCCUGGGUGCCUGGUCAUUGCAAACCCAUUAUAUUGUAUCGAUGAUUACUUUUUUGGGAGGGGAAGGGGGUCACACGACAUGACAUGGGCUGGAGAGGGCUGCAACACAGCUGCUAAAGAGGAAGAAAAAGCGCCUGGUGGUUGGCCAUCGAAAUUGAGGCGCUGAAGAUGACCGUGUUAGCAUCCGACCUUGACCAAGUUGUUGGUGACAACUGCUACCCACAUCGCGACCGGUCAUUCGGCGAAGAGCAAUUCGCCCGAGUUUUCAAUUGUCGAUUAUUUGUGGCCAAUUCACCUCUUGUGCACACUUCAGUAGUUUUUGUGUCAGCUCUAGUCAAAGUUGCCGUUGCUUCUGGAGUUUGCGGAAUUACUAAAUGUUGUGGUAUCUUGAUGAAAACGCCUGAACAGGCAACUCUAAAGCCUUCAAGCUGAUUCAGUCAUUGCAUCAGUCUUCUCUUUUCACUCAGGAUUUCAGCGGGAGACGGAUUUCCAUACCUAAGUCCUUAACUGUGUUGGAUUGUCGUGAUUAUGCGAGAUCAAGGCAUCUUGCACGAAAAAUAUCAGGUGCAGAUGAGAGGCGAACUUUACCACGUCCGUGAAAGAGAGUAUGGUCUGACCUGUGGGCGCUGUCGACUUCAACACCGCGCAUUGCUUUGCUACCGUAAACACAGACACCAGCACUUUACCUAUAAUGUGGUCAGUCUGUCUGGCCUUAUGACCAUCCUUUGAAUGCCAAGUCAGCAGAUGUUCACGGCGAUGAUGGAAACACGUGUUGGCGACAGUUAGCCGGUUAUGAUCAGCAGUACUCGGCAUUCUCACAUCGCGAACGAUACCGAAGGCGACCAAUAAGAGGAUUGUUUUGGAAGGUGCCGGACUCAAACCGACCGUUUAAAUUCCCGUCACCUAUCAACAGACCACGUGAAGGAUGUCAUCCGACCAGUUCUUGCAGCUGUGAGGUAAUUUCUUGAUCACGCUGGCCGGCAACUGACGACCAAAGUAGUAGUGAAGUAUCCCUUCAGCUGUAGGUGGGUUAUCCAGUUAUUAACUAGUCCCCACGCAAGCGAUUGAUCAUAUCGUGUCUACCAGGGGAGUCGCGUGGGUCGCCACAAUAGUGGCUGAAUUUGGCAUUAGCUUCCAGGGUAUUGGUUUCCUAUUGUCCUGAGUCGAUUACCCGGAUCUCGAACAGACAAUAAACUUUCGCCCCGUUGCACUGGUGAACGAUGUGUGCAGUAAGAUGUUUGAUACCACAUUUUCGCACAUUCUGACAUCUAAUACCAAGCGUCCGUUCCCGAUAUAGUAGUCCGCCUUUCUGUGGAUCCCUCGUCCUGUCGGUUGCGAUUGAGACUAUAAGCUAGUGUGGGAAGUGGCGUUCGCCGACUAGAUUACAAGAGAUACUAGUUCCGCUCCGUGUUGAGGCCAAUCAAAAACUUUGCAGAAAGUCGCAUAGAGGCCCGUAAUGAUGCGUCUCACUACAGGAAUCUUAGACCGGUUCGUCGCGUGCCUUCAAUCUCUUGAAGCGAAUGACCGAAGCGUCAUCUCACGUGGUGAUGAUGAUACUGUCAAAAUUAUCAGCCGAAGGAAUAUGCGGAUGUAGUGAUAGCCGACCCCGAAAUCCUGUCACGCACGGUUUCCGCCGUUUGGAUGAUAACCGCUACAACAUUGUCCGGGAGGCUUUACUACCAACCGGUUGCAGUGAAGGGCCUCAAUGGAGACUCGGCCAUCUUUAAACAUGUAACUUACCUAUUUGGUCAUGGUUUCAGAUCAACAGUUCUGGUAAACUAAUGCCUAGCUUCACUUUCUGUCAUGAGGUCACGCCUAUCGACCGCCUCAUUUAACUCCUUAAUAUACUUUUUUACACAUUAGUAUACCCUGACCGGGGGGGGGGGUGGGAUCCUGAACUUCUCGAACAUCAAGUCAGACUCUUCGCGGCCGUUUACAGUGUCCUUAGCAUUGCCCAUUCAAGUGAAGUGCAAAGAUCAUCUCGAAUGAGUCGAUCCGCACAACUUGCGACGUCGCGAGACUAUAUCGUGCAAGACAGGUAGAACGCCUAGCACAUUGUUUGCCGCUUCUUAAAUACGACUCUACCACCUCACCUGAGGUGACGGGAAGAUAGUCUAUUCGAAACCUCGUCCGGCAGUUUUUCAAGGUAUAAAGGUGACCCUUGUACUUGUGGUUUACGAUUUUUAUCGCUGGUGAACAAAGUAAGUAUAACUCACUAGAUCCAUUGCCUCAGACUAUCGAGGGGGGGGGGAGAGAAGCACUAUUCCCAAGAUCAAUAAGUUCAUUUAUGCUCGGCGUAAUCAUAUGCAUACUAGAUUAAGAUAUCUGUACUUAAAGGUCUUAUGUGGUUUUUUUUAAUGAUGCUAGACUGCAGGUUUACUGCACACAGGUUGUUAGCAUUGACGGUAACACAGGUCCGUUACCCCUUAGGGGCCGGAAGAAAGUUGCUUCCGAAUGUCAUUGAUAGAUCCGUAUUGAAACGUUUCGUUUUACACCUGAAUCUGACAACGCUUGGUAUUUCUCAGAUGUUUUAUUUCUGUCUCCUAUUUCAGCACAACACCCGGUGGCAGCAUUUUCAGCACCACUCCCGGUGGCACGCGUAUCUUCUAUGAUCGUGAGCAAGUACUAAUGUGCAAGAAUUCACCGAUUGCGCGAUCGCCACCCACAGGACUCGCCUGCAUACCCGGCGUCACCUGUCCCGCAAACUGCGACAAGAGUUGUCACCGUCCUCCCCCUGCGAAACCACAUUCGGCUGAAACGCCGACUGCUGACGAGCCCUGCCAACCGGAACCACCGAAUAGCAAAGGUGAGCAAAUCUGUCAUCUGUGGCCCCUCAUAUCUUCUCCGUUUGUGACAGCCUAGCUGUCUUACAUGAUUAACAAUUAACAUCAAUCCAUGCACUUCACCUUUGUGAAAAUGGUUAUCAUUUCUAACUCGUUUCGGGCUGCUUGGUAUGUUCAGCAAUGUUGGCUGAACGUUGAGUCUUAACUGAUGUCAUUACACGGAUUAUUUACAAACUCCCCUCGACAACACAGACUAACUGACGUUGCCUCCGACGUCGAGAAUGCCAAUGUCUCAGACAAGUAAGUAGCACUUGUAGUGACAUUGGUUCAACGUCCAAGCUUGUUGCGAACAAACAUAUCCUCGCGUGCUUUAUCAUACGUCAAACACUUGCAUAUUUCGAGCUCGUCAGGAGGACAUUGGUAGUCUGAAGUUUGUCAUACCGAAACCUGCCGAUAGUUGGCACUUCCACAACUGAACGGUGUGGAGUCUCCCAUACCCUCUUGUGAACCAUGUCACGGACUCAGCGGGCUGACUCCUAUCUCGGAUUCUCCUUUCCCUCUCCCCCUCUUUCCAGUCGUGCUUUUGAAAUUGGGCUUUUCGAACACGAGGUGGUCACACGAUCCUGUUUUAGACUUGUCUGCCUGAAUCGCCGUAGGUGAGUAUGUGUUUGCCGGUCUUUUGGCCUUCUCGCCUGAUUUCUUCUCCUGUAGCGAUGGGACAACGUCCUCAGCUUGUUAGGGCUAUACGUGGUUUUACGUGUUCAAGCCCCUCAACGCAGACUGCGCUUUUGCGUUAUAUCUGGUCGCAGUCUUCGCCGGUGUAGCACACGCUAGAUGACGGCUCAUGCCACGGCAGUCAACCUAACCUAUUUUACAGUCGGCCCUAAUUGGACUUGCCGCUGAGGGCACGUGAGUCCAACGCAUACUGUUCUCCAUCAAGCCAUCGUGACAUGCUAAAUGUCAUGGUCUUAAAGGUUGUCAACUGGCAAGAUACCGCGAGAUCCUGCUUUGAGCCGCUGCAACUGUUCCUUCAAUUGGCCUUAUGUGACAAGGGCUGAAAUUUCAUGUACCUGAAAGAUCGGCAUGUGACUUCAGUCUCGUCACUCACUGCCCGCUUAGCGAUCACUAGUCUGUUCUAAUUUGUCUUGUGUAAGAAGAGUGGGUGAGGGCAAUACCACGCGAAUAGCGGUGUAGCUCAAUUGACUCUACCGUCAGAACUGUGCUCACGGGAAAUUUCACGGCGACGAACAAGCUUUCGUGCGUCCGGUUCACAAAAAUCUCUCUCCGAAGUCCUCAAUAAGUUGGUCCGGUGUUCGAAGAGGUUUUAUCCUGUGACCCAUUCUCGGAAGGGCCCUACACGGUUUUCAGGCUAUUCAGUUUGUACGCUAGCGUCAGCGGACGCUGACGAUAUCUCCCUCCUAGCCGCGAAUGACUGAAAUCGCCAAAUUGAUCGGUUCACCUAUAAAUGCUGCUUUCGAGCUGCACCCUGGGGAUUAUUAACCGAUUCCGAUUAGCGAUUUCAAAUACCUCGAGGCGAAGCUGUUGCCAAAUGGACAGAAUAGACACGACGUUAUUCCCCGAGUCGAUGUUGCCUGCGGCUUUUUCACAAUCCAUCAGGCGUCAGUUGAUGAGACCAAAAGACCCACUGCCACGGCUAGAAACGUCUGGAGUCGUUUAUCGGAUCUGGUGCAGUUGCGGACAAAGCAACUACGUCGGAGAAACCGGAAUACAACUCCGAACGCGAAUGGCCGAACACGCUGCAGCGGUGCGGAGAAAUGACGCCAGCUCUCGAGUUGCGGCUCAUUCGACGGGUUCCGGCCACACAUUCAAAUUUUACGAGACCGAAAUUCCCGCAAGAGGCGAUAACCGCGUGAGCCGGGAGCUGCUUGAGUCAUGGUUUUCUGACCCCCAGUCUAUUAACAAGUGCAAUGAUCUUCCCAUUCAAUACACCGCGCUGAGACUUCGUCUAGGCGGAGUAAUUGGCCACGCGGGGAGCGCACUGGUGAACACUUUUCCCAACACCCGGGUCAGCGCGUCAGAUGGUCGAGCAAUAAUCACACCAACAUCCAACGCAUGUGAUGAAGUCGCAGCAAUUAACGACACGAAUGUUGGCCAUCACGCCACGUGCAACGAUCCCUGAUGAAGGGGAGGGAGCCGUGAAUAUUCAUAGGUAUGCGGUAGCAUGGCUACUGCAUCCUAUAAAAACUGCAUCCACAUGUGCAUGAACCAGCCUAAUCUGCUUAUGUCCCUGAUGAUCGAUUCAAGCAGGAAUCUGAAACGUCAGGCUACUAAAGCUCUUGUCCCGGCGAUCGUGUCUUCUUCUUCAAUCCCCAGAGUGUUUAUGGACCCGACGCGACAUCAUAAAGAUCCACGAGUACCGGGCAUCUGUGUAGUCAGUCUACCCCCGCGGUCGUGACUGCCGGGAUGUGCGUGGACGACGGUGUCCGACCACCGCUGCCUGAGAACCAUACCUUGAAUGAUGUACAUCGACUGCGACACUCGCUGUCACAGCGUCGCGAUUAUAUCUCAGGCCCUUUUAGAAAGGCUGUUUUGGCAUGUUUUUCGUCGCUAGCCUCAUGAGAGCUUAGUGUUGUUACCCUCGGUCAGGCGUCGUUGCUUACCCAAAAAAACUGGCUUGACACUGUUUGCAGUCACUGGAGAAGAGAAUGGCUCGAGCUCUCUAGGUCCGCUGCCGCAGAUCGUCACACGUGGAGAGAUACACCCCGUGACGUUAUGGAUCCCGGUUAGAUCAGGAAUGACCACAGCUCCUGUACCAAGCUAUCGUGUUCUACAAUGUGCAGGUUUUACAGUGGAGCUUACUCAGCUUUAUGGUGGGCACAGGGGUUGCAUCCGAUGUCCGCUAUCGGCUUGGUUGGCCGAUGGAUUCCACGGCAGAGAAGUUGGGCUUAUUUAGAUUGUCAGCAAGGGGCUAGUCCUCACGUAGCAGCCACGGGCUGGGGAAUUAUGUCAACCCAGCCACUGUGCGUCAUCAAUGGUCGUUUACGUCGUCUUACCACUGGCUUCCAAUGGAAUUGUGUGGCGAGAACAUCGCCAUCACAGUUCAAACCAUUUCCUUCCGAAGCAUCCCGAUCGUGCCAGUCAUUAUUGAUACUUUCGAAUCACCAUACCCUUUGCAAAGAUUAAGGGUGCUGGAAUCCCACGUACUCGACUUGAAUGUUAAGCCUGCGCGACUGGUCGCCUUUGCGGCAUAACAGCGGACGUCCUGUGAACUGGUUUUGCCUCGAGCACACUGAGGCUUUCAGCGCCCCCGUUUUUUCCGCGGCUUUUCUCUUAUUACUGUCAAAUGCAGUCCUCGUUUGCGGAAGAAAUGCUUUUAACUCCUCAUAAUCGCCUUUACUGGCUGUGGUGAAGUAUCGGGAUCCUCGCAUCUGCUGGGCGGAAUGUAACCUAAGGAUCGGACUCUGGCAAUCGCAACAGAAGGGCAUGAUGAUGCUUCUUUUAUGUUCCUCAAGAGUAUACAGUUUGAGGCUUGUUUAGUAAGCAUCGUUUACCCGUGCUUUAACAUUAUGGCCACGGGUCACCUUUUUACUGAGUCUUACGGUCUUUUUUGUUUCUUUUCAGGCGAUGAGGAGUCCUUCGAAAUAGAUUUGUAA